Molecule: messenger RNA, 845 nt
Organism: Vicia villosa (hairy vetch)
Lineage: Eukaryota; Viridiplantae; Streptophyta; Magnoliopsida; Fabales; Fabaceae
Product: E3 ubiquitin-protein ligase MPSR1-like
Exons: 1
Coding region: 46-771 (241 amino acids)
Biological process (GO): protein ubiquitination
Cellular component (GO): cytoplasm
Molecular function (GO): ubiquitin protein ligase activity
Source: RefSeq, a predicted model, not a curated record
CUUAGAGAGAUCUCUAUUUCUACAAACAAAUCAAAUUAUUCAUUCAUGAUGAAUUCCAUGUCCUGCAAUUUUUCUUGGGAACCAUUUUGCGCCCCUUUGGAUGAAAACGAGGUAAGAUUCUAUCAAUCUUUCGAACAAGGACAUGUUGGAGAUUUUGUUCGCAUUAAGGUUCGUGUGAAACAUGAACUAUGCAUCACUCCCCAACAACACCCUUCCUUAAUUUUACCUUUUGAGCGGUUUUUAUAUGAACAAAUCAUGUUUGUACCAUUGCAAGAUUUUCUACAACAUGCUUCUAUAUACAUGCAAGUUCAUUUUCCUAAUGUUAUCAUCCCCCAUGAGCUGAUGUACUCAAUGCUGCCGUUUUUAAUGAGAUAUGUCUGGAAUGCACCAAACUCGCCUUCGGGUUUUCAUUACGAAGGUUCUCGAAUUCGUGUUUUUCCUUUGGGUUUGGAUGUUUUUGUUCAAAUGUUAUUUGGUCAGUGUGACAAUGUUUUCAUCAAUAACAUAGCUGUGAGGUUGGAUUCUAUUGGAGAGAUACAAUUUGUUCCGGCAUCAAAGGAAGCCAUUGAAUCUCUUGAGAAGGUGAAGAUGGAAAACUCUAAUGCCAUUGAGAAGUGUAGUGUUUGUCAAUUUGAGUUGAAUGCUGGAAUGGAGGUUACAAAAAUGCCAUGCAAUCAUUUGUAUCAUCAAGAUUGCAUUGUUCAGUGGCUGAAAACGAGUCACAUGUGCCCAAUGUGUCGCUACCCAAUGCCAACUUCAACCAGUGGCUGAUUUAUUUGAUAUUGUUGUUGGAGUUAAUUUAUGUUACUUCAUUUUGUUUUAUGAAAUUGUUUGUCUUUGUUGAA